Molecule: messenger RNA, 957 nt
Organism: Seminavis robusta
Lineage: Eukaryota; Bacillariophyta; Bacillariophyceae; Naviculales; Naviculaceae
Source: the annotation of a GenBank genome assembly
AUGAUGGUGGUGGCGUCCAGUCGAGCGGCGGACACGGCGUUGAGAAAGCAACACCUGAAGAUGGUUUCCCCAACGACUUUAAGAAGAUCCGGUGCCGUUUGGGCCUGCUUUCUGGUGUUUCUAGGAAGCUGCGAUGCAUUUUCCCCAUUGCUCCCAUCAUCGUCUCCCACGAGAACCUUCCCACAACAAUCCAUUAGUGAAACACAGACCCAUCUAUUCAUGUCAUCAUCAUCACCCACCACUUCCAGAAGAAACUGGGGCAAGAAUGCCUUGGCCUGGUUGACAUCAGGGGCUGUGUUGCUACCCAGUGCGGCUGCCGUGGCCGAGGAUGCCGUGGCCGCACCACCCUUGGAUAUGAAACUCUUUGUCGACCCCAAGGGAUUGUUUGCUGUGAAUGUUCCUUCCAAAUUCUUCAAAUUGCGGAGAACAGAAUCCGGCGAUCUACCCGAUGAGAAAACAGGCAAGGGUCGUCGUGGAUCCAGUAUAUUUACGGCUGGAGAUUUGGGAAAGGCAGAGAUCAUUGCUGUAGAACGCUUUCCCACCAAAGUUCUACUGGAAGAAAACGGAAUUGAACCUACAGGAGACUUGUCAACCUUUCCGGCUAUUGGAGAAUCACUGGCCGUGGCAAACCUUAUCAAUCUACGCCGAGAGAAGGAAAAAACGGGCAAUACCAUGAUUGACCCCGAAUCCGUGUCCCUUUCCGAGGACAAAAUGGAAAUUCGAUUCCGCAUGAGAACGGAAAUUGAUGUGCAAAAGCCAGAACUGCUCAUGGAAACCUACGGGGUACGACAACUCUUUCGUCUCACCACCGCCAAAGCUACCUUGAACUCCAAUGAUGGGAACAUCAUGGCUGUCUUUGCCAGUGCACUGGAGCAAGACUUUAAUGGGAGAGAUAGAGACGCACUGGAAGAGGCCGUAGAUAGCUUCACAGCAACGGACCAAUCUACCAAGAAGUAA